Molecule: messenger RNA, 2001 nt
Organism: Monodelphis domestica (gray short-tailed opossum)
Lineage: Eukaryota; Metazoa; Chordata; Mammalia; Didelphimorphia; Didelphidae
Gene: FANCL
Product: FA complementation group L
Biological process (GO): interstrand cross-link repair; protein monoubiquitination
Cellular component (GO): nucleus; Fanconi anaemia nuclear complex
Molecular function (GO): ubiquitin protein ligase activity
Source: RefSeq, a predicted model, not a curated record
GUUGCUACUGCGCGUGCGCGGGGGCGCGAAAAGCCCAAUUCAAAACGUCCGGUCCGCGCCGAGAAAUCGCGAACUGAGCCUGCCAGGCAUGGCAACAGCUGAGGCAGCCUUGCUGCGGCAAUGCCCGCUUCUCCUUCCCCAGAACCGGGAGAAAACUAUUUACGAGGGAUUCAUUUCAGCUCAGGGGAAAGACUUCCAUGUUAAAAUACUGUUACCUGAAGAUCUUCAAAUAAAAAAUGCAAGAAUACUCUGUAGUUGGCAGCUGAAGACAAUAUUAGAUGGAUAUCAUCACAUAUUAAACCAAAGAUUGCAGUACUCUCCUGACCUGGUGAGCUUUAUGAUGGAGUUGAAGAUGAUUUUGGAAGUUGCACUGAAGAAUAAACAAGAGCUAUAUGCACCGCCACCUCCUCCUCAGUACUACUCAUGUCUUGUUGAAGAAAUAGAAGCACUGGGUUGGGAUAAACUUGUGUAUGUGGAUACUUCCUUUAGUACCAUCAAGCUGAAAGCCAAAGAUACUUCUGGGAGAGAACAUCUAAUCACUCUCAAGCUGAAGGCAAAGUAUCCGAUGGAAUCACCAGAGUGCUAUGUGGAUUUACCGCUUCCUUUUUCUGUUUCCUGGACACCACAGAGUUCAUUGUCAAAUAUUCAUAGUCAGUUUUUGGUGGCCUUAGAAUCACUGAAGCCAUUCUGGGAUGUCAUGGAUGAAAUUGAUCAAAAGACUUGGAUUCUUGAGCCAGAAAAACCCACAAGGAGUGCAACAAUGAGAAGAAUUGCAAUAGGAAAUAAUGUUUCAAUAAAUAUCGAUGUAGACCCCAGGCAUCCCACAAUGCUUCCUGAAUGUUUCUUUCUUGGUGCUGAUCAUGUGGUGAAACCCCUGGGAAUUAAGCUGAGCAAGAAUAUACAUAUGUGGGAUCCAGAAAAUAGCCUGUUGCAAAAUUUGAAAAAUGUUUUAGAAAUAGAAUUUCCAGUCUGUACUAUCCUGGAAAAAUCUGACUUCACAAUGGAUUGUGGAAUUUGUUAUGCUUAUCGUCUGGAAGGUGCCAUCCCAGAUCAAGUGUGUGAUAAUUCCCAGUGUGGCCAGCCCUUCCAUCAGACCUGCUUAUAUGAGUGGUUGAGAGGUCUGCUAACCAGCAGGCAGAGUUUUAACAUCAUCUUUGGUGAAUGCCCGUACUGUAGUAAGCCAAUUACAUUGAAAAUGUCUGGAAGGAAACCCUGAAACAAGAACUUGAAACAUUUCUUCAGUAAAGAAGAAGAAAUUAAGAAAAUAACCAGAAGGAAUUUAAGCUGCUAUCUUCAAAGAAAAUACAAAGAAAGAACUACUAAAAUCAAAAGAAAAAAUAUGGUUAAACCAUAAUGGAAAACAUCUGCCUUGGUCUCUUCACUGAGUGUAAGCUGGGAAAUAGUGGACCAAAACCCUGUUGUUUGAUAUUUUUUGAAGUUCGUAACCUUGGCAUUGAGGUGAGUGGGCAUGUCAUAGGAAUAAGAAGAUGAGCGUUUCCUGGAUAUGCUCAGGCUGGGAAAAUCUUGAUGUCGUCCACAAAAUGAGCUUGAAAAAUCCUCAGAGCUGGUUUUACUGGGGAGCUCUUUUACCCCUGACAAAAAUUCUUGAUGGUGCUGAUAUUUGUUUCUUCUCACUGUGCUUUCCUAUAUAAGAAUAAAUACAUAUUUAAUUAACAUAUUUAUAAUAAUACUAAACAAACGAUUAUGCAGCAAAAAUAUCUUCAUGUAUUUUUUUAAAAAUUUCCCCAAACCUUCUGAAUAAAAAUACUGGCUACAGAGAAUUUAGAUGGGGGGGAAAAAAGUGUUCUGUGGCUUUUUUAUAUCCUAUUUUUUUUUAAAUUUUCAUUAAACUUUUCAACACAAGGGAUAUGCUUAACAAUUACUUGUAACAUUAAUACAUGUAGCUGUUUUGUGACUAGGAAUGCCAAAUUACUAGAUGUCAUUCUGUACAGUUUAAUUUUUAUAUUGAAAUGAUUUACAUAAAAACUUCUGGAAUUUUGA